GCCUCUGGGUCGUUUUUAAAAACCAUGAUACUAAUUAAACAUUAAUGUUGUAAGACUUAUGAGACUUGGACCAGCCCAUGAGAUACCACUGAACCAGUGACCGAGUGACCUAUCUGGGUCCCAGUUAAAUGACGGUUGUCAAGCGUUGAACGGGCUAAACGUUCAGCUAAAAUGCACAGAGGGUGUUGUUGAAGCUGGACUGACUAUCUAACAAUGACAUGUAGGUUAUUGAAGAGACCAUUUCAUAUCAGUCGUUUGAAACCAUUUUCAGGUGAAGGAAUCAUCUAGUUAUGAAAAGGGUAUCUGGCUGAGUAAUCUGUUCAUGAUUUAUAAUGGCCAAGAGAUUUAUUAUAUUUUCCAUGGUUGCAUGCUUGCCACAUCCAUCUCCACCCGCCUCUCUCUAUUCAUGGAGAAAAUCAUUCCUACCUAAAUCAGUCAGUGAUCUAGAUAAAUCUUUCACUAUAGCAAUUAAUUCUUCAAAUGAAAAUUUGCAUCUACUGUUUAUUGUUGACUGUUUCACAACCUUGGGAAAGCUUCAAUUCAAGAUGAUAUAUGGCACACGUCAUAGAUUGAGGGAGUUAACAAUUGGCCAAUGUGCAAGGCUCCUAUCUGAGAUGGUCUAGAUUAACUGCAUCAUAGCUCCACAAGGCAGAAGUAGGUGGUGCCAUCUUAAUAAGUGAAGCUUAAUUAAUUGAACUUACUUACGCUUUACUACUACUACUUAGGGAAGGGGAUGGGGGGAGCGGCUGGGUUAGGUUUAGAUUGGCGAAGGCCACAACCCUAAUCCAACCUGUUAUAUAGGUUCGUACUUUUCAACCCUAAUCCUAAUCCAGACUUCAUUUCAAUUCAAACCAAGGCAACAUUUUUGGGUUAGGCUUGCAUUAAAUCAACCUAAGUUGCAUCCUUAUUUCUAUUCAUAUAUUCUUUCAGAAAUAUACUAAUCUCUGAAGUCGACGACCCAUAAUAAGGUUUGACAAUUUUGGUUGUCCAUUCUCCCUACCUACCUCUGAAUGUGCCACCCAUGAAGGUAGCUAUAGCAAAUUCAAAUCUAUAAAUAUGGCUGCAUAUAGCAUUUCCUUAACAUCAUACCACUAUCACAAUACCCAAAAAGAGAGAAAUGGGGCAUGCAACUUUGACGGCAUUAGUUGAGGAAAAGACACUUCCUCCAAGCUUUAUCCGCUGUGAAGACGAGCGUCCUAAGGUGGCUCACAACCAAUUCAGCAAUGAAAUCCCAGUUAUUUCUCUUGCUGGAAUUGAUGAAUCACAGGGUCGGAGAAUGGAGAUAUGCCAGAAAAUCGUAGAAGCAUGUGAGCAGUGGGGGAUAUUCCAAAUCAUCGACCAUGGCGUGGAUGGAAAUCUCAUCUCUGAGAUGGCUCGACUGGGUAGAGAGUUCUUUGCUUUGCCUGAAGAGGAGAAGCUCCGGUAUGAUAUGACUGGUGGCAAGAAGGGUGGAUUCCUUGUCUCUAGUCAUAUUCAGGGAGGAGCAGUCCAGGACUGGCGUGAGUUUGUGACCUACUUCUCGUACCCACUUCGCAGCCGGGACUACUCGCGGUGGCCGGACAAACCAGAGGGAUGGGUGGCGGCGACUGAGACCUACAGUGAGAAGAUGAUGGACCUAGCGUGCAGGCUGCUGGAGGUGCUAUCAGAGGCAAUGGGCCUUGGCAAAGACGAGCUUAGUAAGGCUUGCGUUGAGAUGGAACAAAAGAUUAUUGUCAACUUCUAUCCUAAGUGCCCACAGCCUGACCUCACACUCGGCGUCCAAAGACACACUGAUCCCGGCACGAUCACCAUUCUGCUUCAAGACCAAGUCGGAGGGCUCCAGGCUACUAGGGAUGGUGGCAAGACAUGGAUCACUGUUCAGCCCAUCGAGGGUGCAUUCGUCGUUAACCUUGGCGACCACGGUCAUUAUCUAAGCAAUGGGCGAUUCAAGAAGGCAGAUCACCAGGCAGUAGUGAACUCCAGCUGCAGUCGUCUCUCAAUCGCAACCUUCCUGUACCCAGCACCUGAGGCAAUUGUGUAUCCACUCCAGAUUAGAGAAGGAGAGACGCCAGUGCUGGAUGAGUCAAUCACAUUCACUGAGAUGUACCGAAGGAAGUUUUGUGGAGAACUGGAGCGUGAUAGGCUCAAGAAGCUCCCCAAGGACAAGCAGCUGGAAGAGAUGGAGAAAACCAAACGCCUGGAAGAAAUUCUUGCUUGAUUACUCUGCAACCCAGCUGAAAACCUUCUUGCUUAAUUUGUCAGCUUGUUAAUGGUUAAUUAUAUGAUUGUUCUACUUUCUGUGUUUCUGUCUUUUUUAUUGGUUUGAAUUUCUCUGUUUCUCUCUUGUUAUACUGUCCCACUAAUAUGUAUUGUGCAUUUGAAGUUUUCUUACUAAUAGAGAUUAUCUUAUGAUGAGUACACCCAUUAUUUCUAUCA
This is a messenger RNA of Nelumbo nucifera (sacred lotus), 2415 nucleotides long. RefSeq names its product naringenin,2-oxoglutarate 3-dioxygenase-like. Lineage: Eukaryota; Viridiplantae; Streptophyta; Magnoliopsida; Proteales; Nelumbonaceae. The record is from RefSeq and is a predicted model, not a curated record.